Molecule: messenger RNA, 1527 nt
Organism: Cyphellophora attinorum
Lineage: Eukaryota; Fungi; Ascomycota; Eurotiomycetes; Chaetothyriales; Cyphellophoraceae
Exons: 2
Coding region: 1-1527 (508 amino acids)
Source: RefSeq, a predicted model, not a curated record
AUGAGGCUGCUUUGGGUUUCUUUUUUAGGUCUGGGUAUCGUGGCUGCAGCACCUGCGAGAACCUUCACAGCGUUGGCAGCACUCAAGACUGAGAUCUUGAACCCGAUCCUUGAAGAGAUGUGCUUGGACAUGAGUGCGACUCUGUGUACGAGCGAGGAUGGCCACAAGGUUCAAUAUGCCGUGUACGAUGCCUCCAGCAAAGUCGGACCCUGCCGCUGUUCAGAUCUGCCUUCGCAGUACAUCGUUGCCAAGCACUGUCCUGACUUCUCCUGUCCAGCAGUGAAGCCCGAUGUUCAUUUCGAUAUCUCUCAAGGCGACUGCUUCUGUGCCGCUCCUGAUCGCUGCAUCGAGCAAUCUCUGUUCAUCGGCGUCAAUCAUGUCCACGGACGGGCCUUGACCUCGUUCAAGAGCGCGAUCCUCCGCAACAGCACGCGAAUCCAAGACCGAGUUGACCACAUGAAAGCCGUUCUGACCGCUUGGAACGCUCUCGAGCUUGAUGACGAGGAGCUUUUCGAGCUUUCGAAGACCGUCAACGCCACCAUACGCGACAUCCGUCUGCUCACGAGCAAGCUUCAAUCUGCAUCCGCGGUCAUCGCACGGGAACUGCAUCUGACUAAAGCCAAGCUUGCAAACCAGAAGCGACAAGAGCCCACGUCAACUGUCUCCUCUCUCCUGACCACUGACACGACAACUCCCACAUUCGUGCCGCCGCCCAAAACAGACAUCACGCCCGAGCUCAUGAACCAGUCACUCAACAGCCAGGCACAGAAUGAGGCUGUUGCCAACUCAGUCAUACCUGACUUCAUCAAUGGCAAUUUGACAUUCAUGGUGCAGAUGGAUGGUAUGGUUGCCACCAUCAUCCCUAUCAAUGCCAGUAUCUAUCUCCCCUGCGGUGGUAUCGGCAAAACAGACAAUGUCGACAUCAUGAUUGUGCCAAAAUAUGUCAAUGAUGGCACAAAUCAGACUACCGUUGCUGAUUGCAUGGUCAUCGCCAUCAAUAUGUACACUCCGAAUAUCUACACAUACUGGGUUCGAACCGCGGACGGCGAGACUAUUUCUGUGACUGGGACUAAUCGGAUUCACGAUAUCAAUCAAAUCUACACUGGUGGUCCACUUGAACUGAGAUUGCAUGCCUCGACUGAUUCGAGCAAACGCUCUGUCUCGAUGCCGGAGCCUGAAGAUUGCUCGAUCUCGAAGCUUACGCAGAUCUUCCCGACUGACUGUCGCAAGGGUUGCUCGGAGUCCUCGAAGACUUUCAUCCAGGGAAUUGAGGAUUUUUGUGGCUGUCUAGAGCGAACCAAGCAAGAGAAGUGGAACACUCGUGGGCUUUAUGCGCCCGAUGUGGGCGAUGCUAUGAUGACCGCAGAGGCCUGUGCUGCCAUGAGAUGUAUCAACAACAGCAAUCAGCCCGCCGUCUACAACCAGUUCACUCGCACUUGUUGGUGCCAGGACCCCACAUACGUGGAAGAGGUCAGCAAUGGAUGGUCCGGCCGCGUGCGCUCCUUCAUCAACAAGCUGGGAUUCUGA